Danaus chrysippus (African queen) is the source of this 261-nucleotide messenger RNA. Lineage: Eukaryota; Metazoa; Arthropoda; Insecta; Lepidoptera; Nymphalidae. The record is from the annotation of a GenBank genome assembly.
AUGUUCCUGAUAACGUUUGCUGACAUUCUGAUAACAUACUCGGCGGCAACGGGUCGUGACGUCACGGCUUGUUAUGAUAAGUCAUGUGGCACCAGACAACCACAGCUCGGUCAGCCCGGCCCGGCCGAGAUGAGGAACUUUAAGGAAUAUGACCGUCAAUCUAACGUCACCUCUGGUCAAGUGACGUCACACGACGCCGCGGCUCCAGCGCGGACCGGCGAGGGGUCUCUUAGUAACAUCGUACAAAAAAAUAACAAAUAA